Messenger RNA from Protopolystoma xenopodis, 998 nucleotides. Lineage: Eukaryota; Metazoa; Platyhelminthes; Monogenea; Polystomatidea; Polystomatidae. The record is from the annotation of a GenBank genome assembly.
AUAAUAUGCAAAUAAAGGACAUGGCUUUAGUUAACUGCGUUUCGCCGGCGCCUCACUCUACCUGCCAUCCCUUAUCUAAAAACAAAGAGCGAAUAAUGGAAAAGCGUAUCCAACCCGAAUGGAAGAUGCCCGAACCGAUUAAUCCGAUUCUUCUACCUCCUUUAAAACUACACAACAGUCUUUCUUCUAAAAAGGCAUUUUUUUAUCGGGAGGAACAAUUUGUCCCUCUAAACGGGAAGCAUGUGGAGUGGUAUAGUUGCGGUCCGACUGUGUACGAUGUUUCUCACAUGGGUCACGCUAGAACCUACAUUUCCUUCGAUAUAAUUCGCAGAGUGCUUGUGGAUUACUUUCGUUUUGACGUUAAUUAUGUGAUGAAUAUAACUGACAUUGAUGAUAAGAUAAUCAAACGAGCGAGACAGGAUUACCUUUUCAAUAAAUUUAAGCAAGAAAAGCAUUCCAUCGCUGAAAUUGUUUCUAUUGUCCGCUUUGGCAUCUCGGUAAGUUCAAAUACAACCCGCUGUCAUCUUACAUUAAAGAUCACUGUUGCCUCAUUUUUUUUUACUACAGCCACUAUAUUUCAUUUACCCUUCAGUGAAUCGUAUAUAUAUGCAUAUCAAAAAAUGUCAAAAACGAAUCCUGAUCCAGAUCUACGAAACUUCUAUUCACAGAAGGUCCAGGGGCUCAAUGAUUUAUUGUUUUUGAAUCACGAUGAUCACAAAGCAUACGAUAUAUUGUUGGAUGGUGCCAAAGAUGCGAUAACUAAUUACUUAGACACAGAAAGUGGUGCUCUAAUAAAUGACCUUCAUAUUUUUGAAAAUUUGUCCAAAAAGUAUGAGGACGAGUUUCACAAAGAUAUGGCGGCUUUGAAUAUACCCAUGCCAGAUACCAUUACUCGCGUCAGUGAAUAUAUUGUUCAGAUUGUGAAUUUCAUCCAGAAAAUUAUAGCAAAGGGAUUUGCGUAUGUGGUAGCAUCAUGCUUCCUACACUUUAUUUUAUGA